Molecule: messenger RNA, 2156 nt
Organism: Geodia barretti
Lineage: Eukaryota; Metazoa; Porifera; Demospongiae; Tetractinellida; Geodiidae
Source: the annotation of a GenBank genome assembly
GAGAGACACAGUCUAUGUGGGACUGUAUACUGCCAGUGGAGGAGAUGUUUCAAUAUCUGGAGGAGUGACAUUUGACCCUAGCCAGCUGACCCUCACCUGUAUCUCCACUGGUGGACCUGCUACCACUGUCACUUGGACCAGAGACUCCACCACUGUCACCCAAGGAACCCAGACUGUGUUGAAUGACCCAGUGACUGCACAGUACACCCACACUCUGACUGUGACUACUGGAGGAGAGUACACUUGUACUGUGGCUAAUAACAAGCCAUCCUCUGCCUCUGCUACCAUUACUGUGACAGGAACUGGACCUCCAACUAAUGUGGCAGCUAGACAGACGAAUCCCACUAGCAUCCUAGUUGAAUGGACUCCAUCCAGUGAUGCCACUGGCUACACGAUCCACUAUGACAGUAGUGAAGGUCCCAGUGGUAGUGUGAGCAUUGAUGGUGACUCUACCAACAGCUACACUCUGGAGAAUCUUCAGAAUGGAGAGACUUACACCAUAUCCAUUGUAGCCACAUCUGCCAACUUACCCAGUCAGGUUGUGACAGCAGGCAUGGCUGUUGGUUUAGUUCCAGGCAACCCAGAACUCGUUCGAUCUUCCACCUCCACUGACUCCAUCACUAUCUCUGUUGGUUUUCCUGCUGGAUCUGUAGUGGACAGCUAUGUAGUGAUGUGGACCUCAGUGGAGUGUUCUGAUAAUGGCAUGAUGACUGUGGACGGUUCCCCUGCUACCUAUACCAUAAUGGGACUGGAGGAGGGUAUCAGCUAUAAUAUCACUGUGAGAGCCUCCAAUAAUGCUGGUAGUGGUAACAGUACUUCAAUCACUGUUAGGACCAAUGAGGCAGCUCCUAAUGGUGCUCCAAACUCAGUCACAGAGGUUUCUGCUGCACCCAAUAGCAUCACUGUCGGGUGGGAAGAGGUUGAUUGUCUGCUACGAAACGGAAUGAUAACAGGCUACACAGCACAGGCAUUAAGGAACGGAAUGGUAGAAGCGACUGCUAAUGUGGUGGUGAUGCUAGACAAGCCACUAUCUCUGGACUAACUCCAUCGACUGAGUACAGUGUCCAGGUGGCUGCAGUCAACAAUGCUGGUAUAGGAUCAUACAGUACGCCUAUCACUAUCAUGACCAGGGGUCCAUCUCCCACUGAUGUGACAGCAGUCCAGGGUGGUCCCACUAAUAUCACAGUGACCUGGACUCCUCCUGAUCCUCUGGAUGGUAUCACUGGCUACACCAUCUCCUACACUGGAGGCAGCAAUGGUAGUCAGACUGUCAGUGGUGGAGAUACCAACAGCUACACUCUGACUGGUCUCACCAAUGGACAGACAUACACCAUAUCCAUUGUAGCUACAUCUGAACACCUCUUCAGUGAUGCCACCACAUUUGAAAUCACACUAAUCCCAGCUCCAGGACAGGUGUUUGUGUCGGUGAGCUCCAUAGCAGCCACCUCCAUCUCCCUCUCCUGGAGUGUGUCCAGUGGGAUGGUGGCCAGUUGGGAGGUGGUCUGGAGACCCACUGACAGAGGCACUGAGAGUACCAGUGGUCCUCUGUCUGGCACUACCUACACCAUCCUCCAGUUGGACCCCUCCACUAUCUACACACUCACUGUAUCAGCCACUAAUGUAGCUGGAACCACUGACAGCACUCCCAUACUUUUCUCCACUGGUGCCACUGAGACAGAGCGUUCAAGUACAGAGAACACUUCAGCCAUUGUCGGUGGAGUAGUGGCCGUGGCUGUGGUUCUUAUAAUCGCUACUUUAACUUCACUAACUGUCAUAGUGGUAGUGAUGCUGAGAAGUCGCAGUGGGAAUUACUCUGCAAAAACAAGAGUUACAGUUGGAGCUACAAAUCAAUCAGUGGAGCUCUCUAAGAUCUCAGCAGUAGCAUAUGUAGAUCCAGACCAGCUCCAGACCACCAGUAAUGAGGCCUACAAUGUAGUGAGAGGGACUGGAAGGACAGCUGAAGAUGAUUAUGAAGUACCACAAAACCUUCCUCCCCCCACCACCACUCAACCUACCACUACUGCUGCUGGAGACUAUGAACCUGUGUGACUGUGGACAUGGCUUGUGCUCCACUGAACAUUGUUUUUGCUACAUUAUGAAUGUCAAUACUAUGUCAGUUUGUACACCUCAACAGAAACGAUAUUGUUUGUAGUUUU